GGCUCAAGCUCCCGCGAACUACCAGCUUUCCUCGUCUGCGUAUCUCAACUACCAGAAUCGAUCACUUUGUUUUCGGCCUCGUCACCGUCGCUUUUGCAGCGACACAAGCUUCAGCGCACUCUGUUUUGCCGCUGACGACAUACUUCUCCGACCAAAUCAUGUCAUGACCGACACCCGCACCUUGUCACGCAAUGGAUGCUUAUCCUACUGAUUAUAUCACGCACAAUCUACCGUUGAUUCUGCUGUCCGGUUUCGCCAAUAACGAGUACGAUGACGACUCGCUAGGCGCUGAAUACCCUCUCCUGGAUCAAAAAGGAACGGUUGUCGCAUCGGACUUUCCGCUGCUUAAUGGGCCCCUCGUCGACGACCUGCGCUCUGCCUUUCUUGACUAUGAUGCGUCCGAGUCAUGCUGGAGAGCAGCUGAUGCCGGCCGGUCUCCUCGCCUUGCAACGAAAAUCAAAGUGAUCGGAAGGACAUACCGCCUUCCCCCGCACAAGGCAGGAUUCCCCUCGGAUGCAGAUAUCACUCUAUCUUCUGGAAUCCCAGUCGUGCACUCCCCGAUUUCUCCUUUGACGCCUGGGUCGCCAACCUUCCCCGAUGGCCUCGUUACGCCCUCCUGGGUGCUCAAGCACCAGCAUUUGGUUCCAGCCGCAGUUGUCAACAUUUUGCCAAUUACAUCCGAUUCUAGUAUGAGUAUGCUGCGGGAUAACCAGUUAAAGAUUGAAAUAAGGGGGUUGAAUGAGGCAUGGGCUGCUUCGGGUUAUAAAUCUCGCUUUGUCGUGGUAUUGGUGGCAGAAGAUGGUGUUAAUACACAGGAACUUGACGAGCGAAUGGCGAAUAUUCGGAGAGCCACAAAUAUCGACCCAAGAUCCCUUUAUGUUUUAUACCCCGAUCUCUCAGCCGUUGAAGUAAAAGACUUUGUACGAUCAUUAUUGUCCUCCUUGCACCCUUCUCUAGUCGAUUAUUACCGAGAUCUAUCUAAACAUGCGCGAAGGAAACGAAACCGAGGGUCGAUACCACCACCAACAGCUCCACCUACAAGUGGGACAUCGCAAACAUUGUCUUCACAAGGCUGGAAUGUUCGUUAUGAAUUCAAGUUGGGCGUUUUCGCUGAGUUUCGACAAGAAAUGGAAGCGGCUCAGCGUAACUUUGAGGCUGCGUACGAGAUCCUUUUUGGACAGGAAGUCUUUGAGUCAAUUGCAGCCUGGCAUCCCAGAUUCAACGAAGCCCGGCUACUUGGUGAUAUAUUGGCCAUUCGCAUUAUUCGAUGUUUGCUUUGGAGCUGCCAGACAACCGCAGCCGUGCGAUUUUGGAUAAAUCAUAGAACCAACACUGAAGAUAUCGUUCAUCGCAAAGGCAAAGGAACGAAGAACUAUGGAUGGGAAGCCUGGGAUUCUAGAUGGUCAACUGUUAUGUCUGAGCUGAUCUCGCGCGCUGAACUGCCUUCGUUCUCACCAGACGUGCUUCGGGAUCCCGCGCGAGUUUAUGAAUCAAUAUUUCAUCCCCCUGAGAAAAAGUUUCCUAUCAGUGAGGGUCUUCUCCCCUGGGAGCUUCUUCAUCAUGAAGGCUAUUGGCUUGAUCGAUCAGCACAGCAUCUAAUCCAGCGUCAGGCGCUUGCGGAAAAAAUUCCAGAGGAGCAUCGCAGCUCGACAAACCAGUCCCCAGCCUCGCAAGUCGUGGCUAAAUUACAGUUCUAUGACAUAUACCUAGUCCCUGAACCUCACAUAGAAGCUCCGAACACUGAUAGCUCCGGCUUCGACCACUAUUCUGCGAUCAUCGAUACACUGAAGACAUCUUUGGGACACUUUGCUGCCCGAGGACAAGUGAGAAAAGUGGAAAGCCUGAGUCUAGAAAUAGCCAAAUGUCAUAUUGGUAGAGGGCAAUGGAUUGACGCUUACGAAACCCUAAAACCCCUUUGGCCGAGUUUAACGUGGAGAAAAAGUGGUUGGUGGGAUUUGAUGGAUGAAUUUGCCUGGACACUCAGAGCCUGCGCUAUUGAGCUCAAUGAUUAUGAAACUUUGAUAUGGAUUUACUGGGAGCUUUUAUGUGAAGUUUUCCACCCUCGCCCGACUUGGAAUUAUGAUUUCCAUCAUUGCCUUGAUGGAAUUACUACUAGCGACCAUAAGCCUUCACUUGUUCUCAAGGCGGACGAUGUUAUCACAUGCUUGUCAGCCUCGUUGGUUUUUGAGAGAUCCGAGGGCAAUGUUGGUGAGCCGUUGAAAGCUCAAUUAAGCAUUGAAUCCCUAGCACAGCGUGAUUCUGCACCGAUAAAGCUAUCAGAGGUCAAAAUUAUUUUCGAAGGCAACCUGAGACCUAUCAGGUUGCAAACAGAAAAUUCAGAUUCUGAGGAUGAUAACCCUAAAUGUCGGAUUUCCGAUGUUACAUUGCAUGAUAUAAAAGAGCCUACCGAGUCCUCAAGUUUUUCGUCGUCUAUAGUGGGCAAAGUAGACUUGACCUUGAGGCCUUCUCAUACCAGGGUGUUUAAUUUGACGAUAGUCCCGCGUGAGGCAGGUGAAGCUAGAAUUGCAUCAAUCACCCUUGUUGUCAAAGAGGAGAAAUUCAAUCUCUCAUAUGUUAUACCAAAUGACCAUCAGAGCAUGUAUUUCUUCUGGUGGAAAAACACUCCUCAAGGUCCGCGCAAAAGGAGAAUAGGCAAAGAACGCGACACUUCCAUGUGCAGGAUUCUCCCUAAACCUCCAAAGAUUCACAUUCAUACACCAAAUCUGGAGAAGUACUAUUAUACCAAUGAGCGGGUUGCACUGACUGUGGCCAUGCAAAAUAACGAAGAAGAUGUGGCGGAAGUAGCUAUGCAUGCCAAAAUAUACUCACAGCCCGGGUCGGAAGUCGAAUUAUCAUGGCUUGACAAUGCCGACCCCGUUGACAGUACUGAGGAGAAUAUACCUCACUCGAUAUCACGAAAUGUUGGAAAGCUGGCCCCGGCCUCUACUUCGGAGGUCCAGUUAGUGCUGUCUAAUACUGUAAAUGCCGUGAAAUAUGAGCUGGAAAUAUCGAUGCUAUAUUUCUUGUCGUCAGACCCACAAACACCAAUCUCCAAAUCAAUUGUCGUUGACCUGGAUUUUGUGAGACCUUUUGAGGCCAAUUACGAUUUCCUCCCGCGAAUUCAUCCUCAGCCGUGGCCUAAUUUGUUCAGCCUCAACGAAGCUCUGGCGACUUCUGAUACUCCCCGACCAGAUGGCCUACAGCAAAAAUGGAUAGUCAAUUCAAAGCUUGUCUCCUUUGCCUCGGAGCCACUUGAUAUUGAGAAAGUCAGCCUUGUUCUACUGGAAACACACGGUAGAGCAGUUUGUGAAUUGAGUACAGAGACUUUGAUGACACCCGAGACUCCACAAAUCAAGCUAGGAGACCUUCGUGAAUCAGAAUUUGAGGUCAAUGUGCAUAAGCUAAGCCUCGAAGAUCGACAAUCUGUAACCCUUGAUCUUUCUUUGGAUGUACAUUGGAGAAGAACAUUGUCAGAUGGAACGGGGACUUCGACGGUUUCAUCAUUAGCGAUGCCCCGGUUCUUGAUACCCAUGGGCGAACCCCGCAUAUUGGCCUCAUCAGUAUCAUCCGACCAACUACCUGGUUUAAUUCACCUUGACUAUACUAUUGAGAAUCCCUCAAUACAUUGUUUGACAUUCAACCUUACGAUGGAAGCGAGUGAGCACUUUGCAUUCAGCGGAUCUAAGACGAGGGCAAUCCAACUGGUCCCUCUCAGCAGACACACUGUUCGAUAUUCCCUCCUCGCGUUCAACCCUGGGAUGUGGAUUCAGCCGCAACUUGUUGUUAUCGAUACAUACUUUAACAAAACGCUUCGGGUUCUCCCGACCGAGGGCAUGCGGUCAGAUAGAAAAGGCAUUUUAGUAUGGGUCGACGCUGACGGGUCAUGAUGAACAAUGGGGACAAGACAAUACGCAGUGUCAUUGACGUUUGGGGUGUACGCCAAUCCGAGAAAUUUUCUCUCUCUCAUCACUAUGAACAAUAAAGAAAAGCCAUCCAACCUAUUCUGGGUUUCAUAUAUGCGAGAUUCUAAUUGAUAUCUCGGCAUUUACUGGCAUUUCACGCUCCUGUUUUCUUCCUCAGAGUUUCCACGUGCAUUUAUUUUUGGUAGCCCUCAGGAAUAGACCGAUAGAUACACAAUCAACACGAGUAGACUGUGAACGAUGAUUAUAAUUGACGAGAAUCUUACCAGCAUUGAACAGAUGUAAUCGAGAAGAAAACACU
Talaromyces proteolyticus is the source of this 4221-nucleotide messenger RNA. RefSeq names its product Gryzun, putative trafficking through golgi-domain-containing protein. Bases 192 to 3887 code for a protein of 1231 amino acids. NCBI's taxonomy places the organism in Eukaryota, Fungi, Ascomycota, Eurotiomycetes, Eurotiales, Trichocomaceae. The record is from RefSeq and is a predicted model, not a curated record. The transcript is spliced from 4 exons.